Stereum hirsutum FP-91666 SS1 is the source of this 798-nucleotide messenger RNA. RefSeq lists its product as uncharacterized. The coding region runs from base 1 to 798 and encodes 265 amino acids. Lineage: Eukaryota; Fungi; Basidiomycota; Agaricomycetes; Russulales; Stereaceae. The record is from RefSeq and is a predicted model, not a curated record. The transcript is spliced from 7 exons.
AUGGCUGCCCACUUGGCCACAGAGCCUGUGAAAUGCAUCAUCCCCAGCGCCAUAGCGGCCGGGGACGUCAAUUUCUUCGGAGCCAAGUCUUGCGCAGGAAACUCCCAGGACAGUUUCCAGAACAUUGGAUGCAACACUUGCCUCGACCCCCCUGGCGAUUUCGGAGCCGUGAACUUCUCGGGGCUUGGCUCUGGAAACAUACCCUCUAGGACGGAUGCACUGCUGCGUCCCUCACUGGACAACAAUCCGGAGAUGUCUGUUUCAUACAGGGUGCGACGGCCAUCCGCUCUGCCUUUGUUGCUUGCUGAGCUUGAAUAUUUUUCCUACUUUCGUUCUGAGGAGUUAAAGGGCGAAGCAUCGAAACAUGUUGAUUUUGGUUGUGCCAGUGAAUUGGCAAAGAACUCGAUAUUUUUAUAUUGCCCGUCAAUAUUCUCUUGGCGUGUCUUCGAUGUUGAAGAAAAGAUUUGGGCCACCUGUGGCUGUACGAAGUCAGCUGAGAAGGACACCAAGCUUCAUGUCGGGGAUAACUUACACGUCGGCAUUGCUUCGGUGCACGUCACAGUUAUAAAUACGAAAGGCAGCAAGACGAACACUCGUCUGCAAAAGCAAGUGUCACAUGGGGUGAGGAAUACCGAGCCUCGAGGAAAGGCUGUUCGGGAGAAUUUGAAGGGUGAGCGUUAUGAGCACACUGAGGCACUAAGAUCUAAGGUCUAUUGUCGGCAAAGUAGACAGAAAUAUAAUAGAACAGCCGGAAGAGGGCAUAGCGGGGUGCUUGAAGAGCAGGCAAAGAGGAGCUGA